CCCACCCUAUCCUCUCCCCCUCCGGCUCCACCGCCUCCGCCCUCCCCCACUCCACUGCGCACUCUAGCCGCUGCUGCUGCUGCUGCGGUAACACCACGCGCCGUGACUGAGCAAGCAGCACAGGUAGUAAAACACUAGCGGACCUGCUGCCUCCUUCCCUCCCUCCUCCCUCUCCCGGCGUGUGGUGGCCAUAGCUUCCGCUGCUCCUACUUGUCCUCUCUUGUUUCCUCAGCUCAAGACUAGGUUCAGUUCAGUUCCUUGGUUGCUGUCCCCGCCGCCGCGCGUGCGCUAGCUGCUGCCUCCUGCUGCUCUGUGUUGUGCCGCCGGCUCUUGUUCUUGCCGCUGCCUCCGCCACCGCCUCGGAAGCGCAGGUGAAGGGGCUCGCACGCCAUGACGGCGACGCCGGCGGUGAUCGGGCUGAGCGCCGGCAACCGCCUCCUCGCGGCCUCCUUCGGCCCCGCCGCCGACCUCGCGCCCCCGGACGCGCACCCGUCGCUGCAGUUCGCGCCCGCCGCGCCCAAGCUCGCCGUCGUCGUCGCGCACCGCGCCUCCGCCUCCUCCUCCUACCCCGCCGGCCACGCGCGCGCGCAUGCCGUCCGCGCGCUCAGGAACCACUCCGCGCCCGCGCUCGCCCCGCCGCCCCCGCCGCCUCCACCGGAAGACCCCGCCGCGCUGGCCCCAGACUUGGACUCGGCGUUCGAGUUCGAGUCCUCGCUCGAGGCCAUCGUGCUGCUGCAGCGCUCCAUGCUCGAGAAGCAGUGGGAGCUGCCAUUCGAGGACGAAGACGAGGAAGAACACCACAGCGAGAGCCUUUUUGCCAAGUCCACUGUGGUGGUUGCGCGGUCGGGCGUGUCGGCGCGGCAGCGGCGGAUGAGCGGCCGGCGGCGUGGCACCGGGCGGAAGAGCGUGGCCAUCAGCCCGGAGCUGAUGCAGAGCCGGAACCGCAUCUACCUCCGGGGCACCGUCAGCAAGGAGCUCCUCACGCACAAGCAGGUCGUCCAGCUCUCCAAGAAGAUCAAAGACGGCAUUUGGCUCCAGCACCAAAGAUCAAAGCUGAAGGAGAAACUGGGGAAUGAGCCUUCAUACAAGCAGCUGGCGCAGUCGCUCCGGAUAUCAGCCCCUGAACUGCGUGCAAGGAUGCGUGAGUCAUUUCUUGCAAGGGAGAUGUUGACAAUGAGCAACAUCCGUUUGGUGAUAUCCAUUGCCCAGAAGUAUGACAACCUUGGUGUCGAGUUGGCAGACCUUAUUCAGGGUGGUCUGAUUGGGCUACUCCGUGGGAUCGAAAAGUUUGAUGCAUCAAGGGGAUUUAGGAUUUCCACUUACGUAUACUGGUGGAUUCGUCAGGGUGUUUCGAGAGCAUUGGCUGAAAACUCAAAAACAUUCAGGCUUCCUACUUAUUUGCAUGAGAGGCUGAUUGCAAUUCGUAGUGCAAAGUAUGCGUUGGAAGACCAAGGAAUUGCUCCAACAACUGAAAACAUCGCAGGGUCACUCAAUAUAUCAGAAAAGAAAGUAAACAAUGCUACAGAGGCUGUGAACAAGGUUCUUUCACUGGAUCAACAGGCAUUCCCCUCCUUAAAUGGUCUACCUGGCGAGACACUCCAUAGUUAUAUAGAGGAUGAAAACGUUGCAAAUGAUCCAUGGCACGGAUUUGAGGAGCGGUAUCUCAAGGAGGAAGUCAAUAAUCUUAUAAAUUCAACUCUCAAUGAGCGAGAGAGGGACAUUAUUCGGUUAUAUCACGGCAUAGGGAAACAAUGCCAUACAUGGGAAGAUAUCAGCAGACAGUUUGGGUUGUCGAGGGAGCGUGUGAGGCAAGUUGGACUCGUCGCCAUGGAGAAGCUGAAGCAUGCUGCAAGGAGGAAACAUUUGGAUGCAUUGCUUGAGGAUUAUUGAGUUGAGAUGUUUUUCACUUGAGUCGGUUCCCCACACGCAGUGGUUGUAUAUACUCGGAAACAUAGGGUACAUCAUCCUUGAAAGGCUUUACUGCCACUCACUCUGCAGAUAAUUAUACAUGUACAUUUGUAACAAUUAAUAGGCAGAUCAAGAUAUAUGCCAGCACAAUCAUCAAGGCGAUCCAACGAGAAGAGAGGCGGCUUUUUUCUUGGAAGCUUCACAGAAUUUCUGUAAUAUAUGUAUAUGUAAUGUAUCAUUUAGCGCCUUAAUCAGUAGAGCAACAACAUCUAUGUCCUGGAUCUGUAUUCUUCUCCAGUUACAUAAAAAGAAAAUGCUUACAAGAUUAUGAGGCCAACAA
This is a messenger RNA of Setaria italica (foxtail millet), 2248 nucleotides long. RefSeq names its product RNA polymerase sigma factor sigA. The coding region runs from base 391 to 1890 and encodes 499 amino acids. Gene Ontology annotation, biological process: regulation of DNA-templated transcription; DNA-templated transcription initiation. The record is from RefSeq and is a predicted model, not a curated record. Gene Ontology annotation, molecular function: DNA-binding transcription factor activity. NCBI's taxonomy places the organism in Eukaryota, Viridiplantae, Streptophyta, Magnoliopsida, Poales, Poaceae. The transcript is spliced from 10 exons.